CUGGUUGUCGUCUUCGAGAUGUUCAUACCUCUGGUUCUCUUCGUGAUCCUUCUGCUGAUCAGGGAGAAGCUGCCAGCAUCCAAGAUGUCCAUAGCUCGGAACCACGUCAGAGCUCUGCCAUCGACAGGCAUGCUGUCUCUCAUUCAGCUGUUCUGUGAGGGCGAGGGCGAGCUGGACCAGCAGGGGUUUCUCAAUUUCUCCAGUGAAAAUCAGCUAAGCCGGCUCCUGGAGCAGCUGCAGAUUGUGGCCCAAGACCACGACUACUUCAGACCCGGCAUCUCCCCGCAGGAGAUGGAUGAUCUCCCAGAGACCUACCAGGCGGUCAUUGAUGAUCCAGCUUUCAUGAUUGAUGCUCUAAAGAAUGCCUCAGACAUUACCUUUAGUUCUCUGCUGAAAGACACUAGACAUUUCCGGAAGUUUCUCAUCAACAACUUGUCUCUGCCCCAAGAAGAAGCAGACACCCUGAUCAACUCUACUAUACAUGUGAGAGAGAUAUACCACUAUAUAUUUGGUGGAAAAAUAGGCUUGAACCUUCAAGUGCCCUUUCUGCGCUACCGACGAAGCUCAGACAACAGUUAUCCUUCCACUGACCUCCUCAGCAGCUUCCUGAACAACAGCAACAAUGUCAUGCUGUUGCCGGCCUUCCUCUCUUUGUUGCCAUCAUCAAAUGGUACAUCCAGCCUCUUGUUGGAUUUACUGAAGAACAUGCACACGUCGGAUCUGGCUGGGUUUUUGCAAGAAGCUACAGCAGCCGGAGGGGCUGGGCAGCAGUUGUACUGGAUCAAACUGAUGCCAAUUUUACAGGACAUCAUGGCUGAUCCGUCCAAGCUGUCCACGAAGGAAGGUCUUCAGGUUGUGAACCACAUCCUUCAGAGGAUUGAGGCUGCCAAUGGAUCGAUCAUUAUUCAGCCGGACCUGAUUGCUUCCGCUUUAAAGUUAAUUUUGGGAUCACCUUGGGUGAUGAGAAAAUUCCUCUGCGAUAACGACACAUUUGUUGAUGUGAUAAUUCCUCCCAACUCCACCAAUCAGUCUGUUGUGGUAAGUGAAGAUCUACAUUUCCGUCUGUGUCACCUGACAGAUGCAAAACUUCAGGAGUUAUCUAAUGAAUUGUCUGAAGAAAUAACCAAUGAGAAAUUGAUUGAGCUGCUGAAGUUGGAACCAGUUAACAUUACAGCCACUGCCUACAAGCUGGGUUCCUUUCUGAACAAGGCCGAGCGCUUCAUGAAGUUCCAGAGGGAGCUAGAAGAGAUAGCCCAGCUGAUCUCGCUUCUGCCAUUUGAUGAUAAUGCCACUGAGAUCAUCAACGCUACCAUCACCACACCACCCACUGUCAACAGCACAGAUUCAGAUGCUGACCAUGAACAUAGCUCUUCUGGUGAUGAAAGAAGAAAGAAUAGUGGCUGGAUGAAGAUGUGGGAUAUGAUGCACAAAACUGUCUGUGGCAAGAAAACCCCCGUACCUCCUACCAAACCACCACCGCACAAACACCGAACAACCCAGAAGACACAGGGUGCCUUAGAUGAUGGCAGUAGUGAUGAUAAUGCUGAUGAUGAAGAUGCAACAGCUGAUGAUACCAAUGCACUUGGGAUGACCCAAGCCCAGAGGGACAAACUGUCAAUCAUCCAGCACUACCUCUACUACAAUCCCACAGUCCUGUAUGCUCCAAAUGGAACAGCAGCUGAUAAAAUCAUUCAGAAGGCCAACACUACGGUUGCAUUUAUUGACCUAAUCAGCAGUUAUGCCAGGGAAUGGUUGAACAUAUCUCAACGUCUGCAUGCCUACCUUGAAAAGGACAAGACAGAGCAUAACCUUGAAAUGAUGAGAAAGAUGCAACAAGACAUCAGAGAUCACAGCAGCAUCCUGUCCUGGUUAUUUCAGCUCAAUAACCUGACUUCGUUUCUUGAUGCAGAGAUCCACACAAGCGAAUAUUAUACGCAUGAACUUAACCUCAUCGAUGCUGCUGCCAGUGGCUGGUUGCGUAUGAUGAAAGGAAUUAACUUGAACAUUUUCCGGGGGUUCGCCACAGAGGAGGACAUGUUGAAUUACUUUCUAACACAAGCAUACUACGAUAAUGCCAGUAUUAUUGCAGGUGUUGUAUUCCAGGAUCUUCCAGAUGAUGGAACCAUCCCCCCACAUCUUCAUUACAAGAUCCGUCAAAACGCCACUUACCUUCCUUCAACCAAGCAAGUCCGCAAACCCACAUGGGUCCCUGGACCAGGGCAAAACUUUUAUCCAUACUACCAGUUUGGCUUUGUCUGGGUUCAGGACAUGAUAGAGAGAGCCAUCAUUGACCUCCAGGUUGGAAGGGACGUGGUGGAGCCAGGGUCAUACAUUCAGCAGUUUCCUUACCCUUGUUAUGUCUGGGACCAAUUUAUGUUUAUGAUUGAGCACGUGAUGCCCCUGUGUCUGACGUUCAGUUGGGUUUAUUCAGUGGCUAUGUUGGUGCAGAGCAUUGUCUACGAGAAGGAGCAACGGCUGAAGGAGGUGAUGAAAAUGAUGGGUCUGAGCAAUGCGGUGCAUUGGUGUGCCUGGUUUGUCACCACGUUUUCCCAUAUGACCAUCUCUGUGGUGUUGCUGUCUGUUCUACUCAAGAUGGGAAAUGUCCUGCCACACAGCGACUUUUUCAUCAUUUUUCUAGUCAUGGAGAUUUACAUUUGUGCCAUCAUCUCAUUUUCUUUUCUGAUCAGCGUGCUGUAUUCCAAGGCCAAGGUUGCAGCCGCCUGUGCAGGAAUUAUCUACUUCCUGUCCUAUGACAUUGCCGGCGACAAUAUCUCAGGAGUGUGGAAAACUCUGGCAUCCCUGUUCUCAACUACUGCAUUUGGUCUGGGGGCCAAGUACUUUGCUUUCUACGAGGAGAUGGGCGUCGGGGUGCAGUGGACCAACAUUUACAUCUCGCCAGCGGAACAUGAUGAGUUCAACCUGUUCCUGGUCACCUUGAUGAUGGUGAUCGAUUGCUUCAUCUAUGGCGUCCUCGUCUGGUAUAUCGAGCAUGUACAUCCAGGGUCGUAUGGUUUGCCGAAACCCUGGUACUUUCCCCUGAUGAAGUCAUACUGGUGCGGCGGUAACCGGCAUGUGGAGCACUGUGGGAACCCAUUGACCUGGUGUUUCCGCCGCACCCAUGACCAUCUCUCAGUCACAGAGGAAGACCAAGCCUGUGCUAUGGCUCACCAGAAUCCGGAACAUGCACACAGAUUUGAACCAGAUCCUGUGCAUUUGCCACUUGGUGUAUGCAUUGAUAAUUUGACAAAGGUUUAUAAACUUGGCAAGAAAACAGCAGUCAAAAAUCUGAGUCUCAAUCUUUAUGAAGAUCAGAUAACUUCAUUCCUAGGACAUAACGGGGCUGGGAAAACCACAACAAUGUCAAUGAUAACCGGGCUGAUUCCACCGACCGCUGGCACUGCCUCUGUGUACAACUAUGACAUCAGAACUGACAUGGAUGUCAUUAGACAGAGUUUGGGCAUGUGCCCUCAGCAUAAUGUGCUUUUUGAGAAGUUCACUGUUGAAGAGCAUUUAUGGUUCUACGCCAGUCUGAAAGGCAUGAAAGCAGAUGCUAUUAAAAAGGAAACAGACAGAAUGAUUGAAGACCUCUGUCUCCCUGACAAGAGGCAUGUCCGUGUGGAUUGUCUGUCCGGGGGAAUGCAGCGCAAACUAUCUGUGGCUAUUGCUUUUGUUGGAGGGUCAAGGACCGUAAUUCUGGAUGAACCAACAGCAGGGGUGGAUCCAUAUGCCAGGAGGGCUAUUUGGGAUUUGUUGGUGAAAUUCAAGAAAGGUCGAACAAUCCUGCUGUCCACUCAUCACAUGGAUGAGGCAGACUUUCUGGGCGACAGAAUUGCUAUCAUUUCCAAUGGACAGCUCAAAUGUGUCGGCUCCUCAGUUUUUCUGAAGAACAUGAUAGGGGACGGAUACCACCUGACCUUCUCCAAGGAGGAGCCUGAAGUCCAUGAGGAGGAGCAGGAUGAUGAUGAUAACACAGAGGCAGCUGGUGAUAAUACCCAUGAGCAAAGAGGUAAAGCAAUGAUUGAUGUCCACCAUCACAGUCUCCACCAGCAUCAUCGCCAGAAGCAAGAGUCGCUGUGUAAAGAGUCCCAGGUGACAGCCUUCGUACAGAAGUACGUUUCCAGCGCCUACCUGGUGUCGGAGAACUUCCGGGAGCUGCAUUACAUUCUGCCGUUUGAGGAGGUCAAAAAGGGGUGCUUUGAGAAACUUUUCAUAAACCUGGACACUUCCCUUGAUGAGCUUCAUGUUACCAGCUAUGGCAUAAUGGACACAAAUCUGGAAGAAAUUUUCCUCAAAGUCACAGAAGCAGCAUAUAUUGAGGAGGAAGCUUCUGAGGAAACAAAAUCCCUGGAGACCUUUCCACCAGACAGGGCAGCUAACCCAUCACAUACUCAUCCAUCUUCUGCUGGUACUCCACUGGUGGACAGUCCGGCAACCUCACUGAGCAAUCUCCUGGACACAGACGUGGCCGGACUUGCUUCUGCUGCUCCUACAGCCCAUUCUGGGGACAGGAACAAUGCUUCAACUGAGGAAGGCAGCAGUGGUGAUGAUGAAGGGUGUGAGUCCCCGGGGUACCACAGCAGCAGGGUGCCUAUUCUGACGAGGGACAACAUCAUACUGGAGGACUUUAGUGGAAGGCAGGACACUCCUAGAAUCCUCCUGGAAGGUAGAGGGAGCCACAUGUUGAAUUCCAAGCUGCUGCUGUUUAACCACUUCAAGGCUGUCAUCAUCAAACGCUUCCACUACAUCACCCGCAACUGGCGCAGUCUUUUCUCUCAAAUCAUCCUGCCGGCCAUUUUUGUUGCCAUCGCCAUGACUGUUGCCUUGGCAGCGCCAUCUGUUGAUGACCUCCCACCACUGGAGCUGAGCACCACUCAGUACACCAAUGUCUCUUUGCCAAAAGGGAACUUCAUUCCAUUUACAAAUGAGAGAAUGAGUCGCAGAUCGAAGGUCAAUCCCUUAGAUGCUAUAGCCAGUGAACUCCAGGAAACUCUAGCCCUGGCGUCUGGCAUCGGAGCCAGUUGUCUGCUCAGAUCUCCAAACAUCACUGUUCGCAACCACUCCGCAGAUUAUGACAUGGAAGAUUACGAGGCAUUAUGUCAGUGGAUGUUUCAAGCACAAUCCUUCUUAUCCAUUGAGCAUACCAAGCGCUACUCAGAGCAUUACAUCAACAUGACCUUUGACCCACAGAAUCCCUACUCCUCGAGGCAGUACUAUCCAUCCAACUGCGCUUGCAAAGAGGAUGGCACAGGGUUCAACUGCCAGGGCGAGCCGUAUGAGAAACCUCCUGGUUUUCAAGUGGUUACUUUAGACAGGUUGAACAACAUAACCGGGCAGAAAACUCAGGACUAUCUCCUCUACACCACGUAUGAUAUGGAGAUGCAUAGGUAUGGUGGAUUGUCAUUCGGAUUGGUGCAGAAAUAUGUGCCGGAAAACUUUGGUUUGAAUGCCCCAACUCUGUUCAAGAAACUUGCAGUUAGGAAUGUGGCAACUAUGUGGUUCAACCACAAAGGCUAUCACUCAAUGGCAGUCUACCUGAAUAUACUGAACAACGCCAUCUUGAGGGCCAACCUGCCACCCAGUAAAGGCAACCCUGCUGCCUACGGCUUCACCCUGUACAACCAUCCUUGGAAUGAUACAAACAGCGAGUUGUCUUCCCUUGAUUACAUACUUGAAGGCUCAGAUGUGCUGAUCUCCAUCUUCAUCAUUGCGGCCAUGUCAUUUGUACCUGCCAGUUUUGUCGUCUUUCUGGUCUAUGAGAAAUCAACAAAGGCCAAGCACCUGCAGUUUGUAACUGGCAUGAACCCUGUCAUGUACUGGUUGGGCAACUACGUCUGGGAUAUGGCCAACUAUGUGAUUCCAGCAUUCAUGUGUGUGAUGAUACUCCUGAUUUUUCAAAUACCAGCCUAUGUGUCUGCUGCCAAUCUGCCAUCAGUUGUAGCCCUUUUCCUCAUGUAUGGAUGGUCAAUGACUCCAUUGAUGUACCCAGCCUCUUUCUGGUUCAAAGAGCCUAGUGUGGCCUACAUUGCUCUGAUAGUUAUCAACCUCUUCACCGGCAUCACCUGCAUUGUUUGUAGCUUUCUCCUGGAGAUCUUCUCCUAUGACCACGAUUUGGAGAGGGUGCAUAAAGUGUUGAAAGUUGUCUUCAUGAUGUUUCCCAACUACUGUCUAGGUCGAGGCCUUAUGGAGUUAGCUUUCAAUGAGUACAAGAAUGAGUACUAUUUUAAAACUGGUCAGAUCGACAAGAUGCGGUCAGCCAUGGAGUUUGACCUGAUCCCCUGCCAUCUGGUGGCCAUGGCCAGUAUUGGGCUGAUCUUCUUCCUCAUCACCCUAAUGUGUGAAUACAGGUUCUUCGUCAGACCCAG
Molecule: messenger RNA, 6362 nt
Organism: Candidula unifasciata
Lineage: Eukaryota; Metazoa; Mollusca; Gastropoda; Stylommatophora; Geomitridae
Source: the annotation of a GenBank genome assembly